This is a messenger RNA of Sordaria macrospora k-hell, 513 nucleotides long. The record is from RefSeq and is a predicted model, not a curated record. NCBI's taxonomy places the organism in Eukaryota, Fungi, Ascomycota, Sordariomycetes, Sordariales, Sordariaceae.
AUGGAUCACUCCGGCCACGACCACAGCGCCCACAUGGACCACUCUGGCCAUGAUAUGAGCGCCGCCGGUGACAUGCACUCCGGUCAUCCUGGAAUGGGAGGACCGCCUCGGUGUAGCAUGAACAUGCUCUUCACCUGGAACACGGAUAACCUCUGCAUCGUCUUCCGCCAAUGGCGCAUCGACUCAACCUUCACCCUCGUGGUCUCGCUUCUCGCCAUCGUCGCCCUGGCGGCUGGCUACGAGGCGCUCCGCGAGGGUAUCAGGCAGUACGAAGCUUGGACUAACAAGAGGGUGGAGACUGCGCCUCGGCAAAAUGCGGCCGAAGUCACCAAGCGGGCCCACGCCAUCAAGUCGGUUCUGUACGGAAUCCAGAACUUUUAUGCUUUUAUGAUCAUGCUCAUCUUCAUGACGUACAAUGGCUGGGUCAUGAUGGCCUGUUCUGUUGGAGCUGCGCUGGGGUACUUCAUCUUCGGGUCCCGUACCACUGCUACCAAGGAUACUGCUUGCCAUUAG